ACCAUCACCAUCACAUUAUAUGUUCAUAUAAAUACAUACUACAUUCAGUAAUAAUACUAAAUAUAAAAUUAUUCAAGUGAGUGCGGCGAGAUGUUCAUUUUUCUAAAAUAAAACAAAAUUAAUUUUUUUUAAAUAAAAAAAAAGAAGAUACGGAAUUGUUGAUUACUUAACUACCAGUAGUAGUAUUUGUAUUGUGUGUGACCUUUAUCUUUUUCUUUGAAGAUUAGUAGUGGCUAUCUCUAACAAGAGAAGAAGAAGUUACAUAAGCGCGUUUUGGCGUCGCGGUCAUGGAGGAAAUGUACGGAGUACCAUCAACGGUUGAAUACGGCGGUGACAAAUCACUUAUGACACCGGAGAAUCUAAUUUUUCCUAAUGACUACAACACCUUCCUCAUGUCCACUUCAUCCACAACCCGAAUUCCUAUGUUCGGAUCCGACGAUAUCUUCACCGCCGCAGCUGAACCUUCUUCCGCCGCAAUUCAUCAUCACGUCCCACCAUCUACUGUUAUGAAAUCCAAAAUCGCUUCUCAUCCUUACUACCCUCGCCUCCUUCAAGCUUACAUCGAUUGUCAAAAGGUUGGUGCUCCUCCUGAAAUAGCGCGUUUGUUAGAGGAAAUUCGUCAAGAAAAUGAUCAAGUUAAAAGAGACGUAGUUGUUUCCACGUGUUUUGGAGCCGAUCCCGAGCUUGAUGAAUUUAUGGAAACUUACUGUGAUAUGCUUGUGAAGUAUAAAUCAGACCUUACUCGACCUUUUGAUGAAGCUACAACUUUUCUAAACAAGAUCGAAACUCAACUUAGCCAUCUCUGCACUGGUGCUUCAGUUCCAACAGCUUCUGAUGAUGGUGCGUCUUCGGAUGAAGAUCUUAGUACGGGAGAUGGUGAAGUUCAAGAUGGACAAUCAAGAGGAGAAGAUCGUGAGCUCAAAGAUAGGCUUCUACGCAAGUUUGGAAGUCAUAUUGGUACUUUGAAAUUGGAAUUUUCAAAGAAGAAAAAGAAGGGUAAGCUUCCAAAAGAAGCAAGACAAACACUACUUCAAUGGUGGAAUCUCCACUACAAAUGGCCUUACCCAACGGAAGCAGAUAAGAUUGAACUGGCUAAGACAACAGGAUUAGACCAGAAGCAAAUUAACAAUUGGUUUAUUAAUCAAAGAAAACGUCAUUGGAAACCAUCUGAAAAUAUGCAAUUUUCUAUGAUGGAAAAUUUUACCGGACGUUUCCUUUCUGAAGAAUGAGGUGCAUUUCUCAAUCCCAAAUGUAUAUCCUACUAGGUAAUUAAUUAUUGAUGCUAUUUUCUUUUGUAAAUUCUAAAUUAAAAAGCAGAUUACUGACAGUAAAAUGCUUAUUUUCCCACAAAUAUAAAAGGGAAAUGGUCAUAGUAAUUUGCUUCAUUUGUACCCUUGAUGAAUAACUACUACUUGACAUUGUCAAUGAAUGCAUAUAUACUUUGCUUCA
Trifolium pratense (red clover) is the source of this 1449-nucleotide messenger RNA. Its product is annotated as homeobox protein knotted-1-like 6. Gene Ontology annotation, biological process: regulation of DNA-templated transcription. Gene Ontology annotation, molecular function: DNA binding; DNA-binding transcription factor activity, RNA polymerase II-specific. The transcript has 5 exons. The record is from RefSeq and is a predicted model, not a curated record. Lineage: Eukaryota; Viridiplantae; Streptophyta; Magnoliopsida; Fabales; Fabaceae. Gene Ontology annotation, cellular component: nucleus. The coding region runs from base 288 to 1229 and encodes 313 amino acids.